Molecule: messenger RNA, 1991 nt
Organism: Aspergillus melleus
Lineage: Eukaryota; Fungi; Ascomycota; Eurotiomycetes; Eurotiales; Aspergillaceae
Gene: SMT3
Product: SUMO family protein SMT3
Exons: 3
Coding region: 924-1520 (198 amino acids)
Biological process (GO): protein sumoylation
Cellular component (GO): nucleus; septin ring
Molecular function (GO): ubiquitin-like protein ligase binding; protein tag activity
Source: RefSeq, a predicted model, not a curated record
UAGGCAGUCAUUAGAGUCUCGAGACGAGCAGCUUCAAUCUUCGUCUAGGUCAAACGGCCUCUCUGCGUGCUCACGAUUGUCUUAGAGAAAUUCUGGCAAUUACUCAACUAGCCUAGCUCUUGAUUCCUCACAUGAGGGCUGAGACUGCAAAGGAAUUGUCACAUCCCGAUUUUUCGAUUUGGAUUUACUUGAUGCUGUGAAAUCUUCGCCGAAUCGCUUUGAGUCUAUUCUCUACGCUGUAUACCCCAAUGCCACAGUGCUAUGUACAAAGUCGUCGAUGGUCUUGAAUGAAACACCAAGGGACAAGGAAAAUUUUUGUAGGUCGUUAGGACUGCUGCGCCCGUUGCUUCAUCUUCAGCCUCAGCAGAUCGGGUUUAGGACAGCUGGGAGUCUUCGCUCCCUCGCCUCGAUCCUGGUAGAACGCAUUGCAGCAUUCGUACAAGGCAUUGAUUUGUGUCUGGCACUUUGCCUCCUGGUAAGAAUUUUUUGUCAGGCAGGCUGAGUCAGGUUAGCAUGUCGUAGAGGACUGAUCCAUAACCAAAUAUAUACCUUGGAUAGCACACUACUCGACCGGUCAAUAUUACAUUUGGUUUCUACCGAAUGAGUAUCUAGUCAAGACUUACUGCUCGUGGAUGACAGGGGGGAUCGUAGGACAAAUCUUCUUUCAUAUUUCCCUGAAUAUACUAGUCAUUCACCGUUCGAUUUACCGUUACCCAGGGUGCUUUGAGUGCCGAGAGAGCUCCUACCAUGAUGUAAUGUUGACCAGCAAAAAUGAGUGGUAGGUGAAGAAGACCUCAAUUAUUCACUUGACUCCUGCGUUUGUUUCACUGCAAGCUGCAGGUUCUUUGUUCUUGCUAGCUUCAAACGACCAAUUAUUCCACGGAAGUCGGGGCGAAGGGAAAAGGUGUGAAGUGAUUGAAUGCAUGCAGAGUGACGCUGCACCCAACCGGCAUCUCAGUUCCCCAGCCAACCUCUUCCCUCUCACCGCCUUCGCUGUUCGACCUGCACCGCAAAAACAAAUUAUCCGAAGUCUCUCCGCUGGUGGGGUUUCCAGUUACUUCUCAGCCAUGAGAUUCACACCUCCGACCUUUCGCUCUCCUUCGCCCUCUCCUCAGUCAUCUCUCCCUCCCGUCUCCCAUAUCUGCUCCAAAAGUCGCUCCGGCUCUGACCCCUCGCCACCUCCGACCCUCCCAGCUCAUCUAGCCAGCCCACCCGUUUCGCAGAAUCCUCCAUCUCUUGAUAUCGCAAUGUCCGACUCUGUACCUCCCGCCGGUGAGGCUCCCGUGGAGCACUUGAACAUCAAGGUCACGGACAACAACAACGAAGUCUUCUUCAAGAUCAAGCGCUCCACCCAGCUGAAGAAACUCAUGGAUGCCUUCUGCGACCGUCAAGGCAAGCAGCUGUCUACCGUCCGCUUCCUAUUCGACGGUACCCGCGUGCGCCCCGAAGACACCCCGGACACUUUGGAGAUGGCCGACGGCGACACUCUCGAAGUCCACCAGGAGCAGAUCGGAGGCUAGAUCUAAAACGCGAAAGACAUUCUGUCCAUUUGUUCUUAGUCUUUUUUUCUUCUUUUCUCCUGCCGAAAUGUUUCUUUUAUCUAGGAUCGUCGCGUCUUAAGCUUCCGCAUCCUCAUCCAAUACUCUACGUCUCGUCAUGUGAACAUGUUCGAUAUCCUCAUCUACGUUUCUCCCUAUUUCCCCCGAAUGUUGUUAUUUUUUCGUCUUUGUUUUACCUCGCAUACGAGACGGGCGCUGUGGUGUUUGCAUUGGAACCUUUCAAGUUUUGACAUGACUUGAUUGGUAUGGACGGAUGAUGUCUUGUCUUUUCUUCACAAAUGACUACCUAUCUGCCCUUACCUUUCCUGAUCUGCCUUUUUUCUAGACCGAAAAGAAGAGUGAAACCAAGGGAUCCUACUUCUAUCUAUAAAAACUUCUAAAAAAAACUUGCAUCCGACUGAAAAAGGCAUGCCUUUUUCUACUUAAAAAACU